CAGCUGAUCCUUUAAACAAUGUGUCCCAGCUAAGGAAACUCAGGAUAUAUGAUCGGUCGAGUCCAGGAAUUAUUGAAGGGAAGGGACCCGGAAACUGAUCAGUACGGCAUAUUUUUCCUAAAGUCUAUCUUCCUUGGACUGUCUGGGAGAUGAGCACUUCUUUAACGUAUAGGCCCUCGUCCAAAGAGCAGCAGACUAUGGAUAAUCUAGAAAAGCAGCUCAUUUGCCCAAUAUGCUUGGAAAUGUUUUCCAAACCGGUGGUAAUUCUACCUUGUCAACAUAAUUUGUGCCGGAAAUGUGCCAGUGAUAUUUUCCAGGCCUCCAACCCAUAUCUGCCAACAAGAGGUGGAAAUACAGUAGCUUCUGGAGGACGUUUCCGCUGUCCCUCUUGCAGACAUGAAGUGGUGUUGGACAGACACGGAGUGUAUGGACUACAGAGAAAUCUACUGGUUGAAAAUAUUAUUGAUAUUUAUAAACAGGAAUCUACAAGACCUGAAAGGAAAUUGGAUCACCCAAUGUGCGAAGAACACGAAGAUGAGAAAAUUAACAUAUAUUGUCUAAACUGUGAGGUGCCAACCUGUUCCAUGUGUAAAGUCUUUGGAGUUCAUAAGGACUGCCAGGUUGCCCCACUUACUCAUGUUUUCCAAGGACAAAAGUCUGAACUCUCGGAUGGGAUUGAUAUACUGGUUGGGUGCAAUGACAGGAUUCAAGCAGUGAUAAGUCAGUUGGAGGAGACGUGCAAGUCCAUAGAGGAAAACAGCAAACGACAGAAAGAAAAGCUGUGCGAAAAUUUCGAUUAUUUGUAUGCCAUUCUUGAAGAAAGGAAAAGUGAACUUACGCAAGUUAUCACCAGAGACCAGGAAGAGAGACUUGAACAUGUAAAGUCCUUAAUGAAAAAGUAUGCUGAUCAUUUGGAGAACGUUUCAAAGAUUGUGGAAUCGGGAAUACAAUUCAUGGACGAGCCUGAAAUGGCAGUUUUCUUGCAGAAUUCCAAAGCUUUACUACAAAAAAUCACAGACGCUUCAGUGGGAUUUCAGAUGGAAAAGGUACCACCUGGAUAUGAAAGCAUGAAUCAUUUCACAGUGGACCUUAAAAGAGAAGAGCAAAUAUUACGAGAGAUAGACUUUUAUCGAGAAGAUGAAGAGGAGGAAGAGGAGAUAGCAGAGGGUGAUGAUUCAGAAGAGGCCCACACAGAAUCAUCUGGUGAAGAAGAUUCUGGACAGCCAGUGAUACAGAGGCCUGAACAUAACAUCGAGCUGAUUAGUAUUCCUGAAGAAGUACCUCCGUUACAAGAAGUCAGCCUAACAGCUCCAAGUCCUCCCACUCCUACGGGUGAUGUUGAGCCAAGUGGCAUUCAACAGACCUCGGAGCCUAACAUUCAAGUGCUCUCAGCAACAGAAAACUCCGAUCCCUUGUUUUACCCUAGUUGGUAUAAAGUCCCAGCACGGCAGGACUCCAGCCCAAACAAGGUGCCAUUGAGUGAUGCUCUGGGUCAAGUAGGUUCUUCAGAUCCUAAAGAAAUGACUGUAAAGAAAGCAGACCUUGCAGCUCCAACAUUUAAGGAGGGUACAGCAGUGGCUGGUAAGGAAACCAGUUCAUCUGCAGAGGCUCCAAAGACCGGGUCCAGUGAAUCCAAGCAUGGAGACUCUGAAGACACUACAGGAUCUAAUCAGACAGAAAGUACAGACACGGAACGCCACGUCUUCUCCUUUUCCUGGCUAAAUUCCUUACCAGAAUAACUAUUUGCCGAAGAAGAAGUUCUAUCUCUGUCCAAAGAGAACUCUUUAACAGAUAAGCAACGGAGACAUUUUAGUCAGUGGAAAAAAUCUUAGUUUUUGUGGAAUUUUGUCUAUACGUAUUUUCUACUUUAAGUGACAUUAUGAAUUAACCUUCUGAAUGCCAUAAGGGUGAGCAAUGCUUUCCUCUUCCCUCUUGAAUCAUCUGUCUUCAUAGCAACGUACAGGUCCAUGAUGAUGUUG
Spea bombifrons (plains spadefoot toad) is the source of this 1979-nucleotide messenger RNA. It is a transcript of the gene TRIM55, whose product is annotated as tripartite motif containing 55. Gene Ontology annotation, molecular function: zinc ion binding. Lineage: Eukaryota; Metazoa; Chordata; Amphibia; Anura; Pelobatidae. The record is from RefSeq and is a predicted model, not a curated record. The transcript is spliced from 10 exons. Bases 150 to 1739 code for a protein of 529 amino acids.